Molecule: messenger RNA, 6052 nt
Organism: Coregonus sp. 'balchen'
Lineage: Eukaryota; Metazoa; Chordata; Actinopteri; Salmoniformes; Salmonidae
Source: the annotation of a GenBank genome assembly
AUUCUCACAUGGGCUAAAUUUGACAAAAAGCGAUUUGCGGUAACAAGCAAGGCUAAACCCAAACCUAAAAUGGGUAAGAAGAAGUCUGCCAUGGGGCUCGGGAGAUCACUGAUAAAAGAGAGACUCAACGCAGGCCGAGGCAACAAGAGGGGCGAUACUUGGGUAACGUUACCUGUUAUGUUGAUGAUACAAGUUGCAACAGCUAGCUAGCUAAACCUAUAACAGUAGAUGCCUACCUCCAAGGGUUCUAUCCAGUACUAGCUUACUAUUUAGCUGAGUAACGUUAACUGGAGAAAAGCAGAAUUUGGUGAAUACUGCCCUGUUGAAAAUAAAGUAACUACAUGUUGUUUUAAUGGCCGUCUGUCUUAUUAGCUGUAGCUAACUAGACAACUUUCUGAUGACUGAACUCGAUCUCACAUUGCCAGCUCCACACCAGUGAACUGAACGAUGGCUACGAUUGGGGUCGUCUCAACCUGCAGUCAGUGACUGAACAGAGCUCUAUGGAUGACUUCCUUGCAACUGCUGAAAUGGCUGGGACAGAGUUUGUUGCAGGUAAAUACUCUAUUGCAUUGACGUGACAAGUGAUCCUUGAAACUGUCAUCUACAAGUACUUUAGACUGGAUUGCCAGGAUGCAACUGAUGGGUAAAAUGUUUCCCCAGAAAAGCUCAACAUCAAGUUUGUGGCAGCUGAAGCUCGGGCAGGAUUACUGACAGCUGAGGAGACGGCAAAGCUGAAGAAGCUGCACGAAGAGAACAAACAACUCCUCAGAAUUCCACGAAGGUGCAGUAAGCACAGAGACUCCAAAGACAUUACACUGUCAACAUUUAUUUUGUGUUCUUUCUAGUUGUCUUAGUAGUAAGACUUGUGCUAAUAUUGCAUUGCCUCUGAUGUUCCAUUACUGUAUCUUCUUUGUUUUGUCAUAUUGCAGGCCUCACUGGGAUGAGAGCACCAGUCCAGAGGUCCUCCAGCAGACAGAGAGAGACAGCUUCCUGGAGUGGAGACGAGAACUGGCAGAGUAUGAAACCCCUACAAUCACACCACUUACACACCACUUACCACUUAAAAUAAUGCAUAUAGAGCAAUAAUAAUGCAGUCUUUUUUGUAGGCACUAACUCCGCCAUGGCUCGUUGGCCAAAGCCUAUGGGGAAAUGAAUGUUUUUUUUGUAGUGUUUUUGGAUAAAUGCCAAAAAUGAAGUCUGUGGUAAACACAGAGGAGAUCUUAUAUGUUUUGUUCUAUGAUAUAAUCUUCAUCAGCUAAUGUCACCUUUUGUGAAUUUUGAAGCAUUUAUGUAAUCAAAACAAGCACAUAAAGGUUUCAUAAUUCAUAAAGGUUUAUUCUAUUAUCUCAUAGAAUAAAAUGUAUAAGAUCUCCUAAGCCUGUAUUUAUCCCAAAACCCCAUUAUUUCCCCAUUCAUUUCCCCCAUAGGUAUGGCUGAAUUAACCAGAGGUAACUCAUUUCUGGUUUUCAGGACUACAAGCUUGCAAGCUCUAUAAUAGUAAUAAAAAACGGCACUUUGUCAUAUCUCAAAAUGUAGUCUCAACAUGUGGGAAACAUGGUGGAAGAACCGGGAUCAUUUUAAAUUUAAGGGACAUUGCACUAUACACCACCGGAAAACGCAUUCAUUUCAAUGUAAUUUAAUAUUAAUGUUUGGACAUACAAAAUUACAAUAAUUUUGAGAAAUUUGACAUCAGUCCUCAUUUAACAAUGCUUACCUACCUAUAAAAGCAGACCUAAAGGUCCUAAUCCAGGCACUUGUCAUCUCCCAUCUGGAUUACUGCAACUCGCUGUUGGCUGGGCUCCCUGCCUGUGCCAUUAAACCCCUACAACUUAUCCAGAACGCUGCAGCCCGUCUGGUGUUCAACCAUCCCAAGUUCUCUCAUGUCACCCUGCUCCUCCGCACACUCCACUGGCUUCCAGUUGAGGCUUGCAUCUACUACAAGACCAUGGUGCUUGCCUACGGAGCUGUGAGGGGAACGGCACCUCCUUACCUUCAGGGUCUGAUCAGACCCUACACCCAAACGAGGGCACUACGUUCAUCCACCUCUGGCCUACUAGCACCCUACCUCUACGGAAGCACAGUUACCGCUCAGCCCAGUCAAAGCUAUUCGCUGCUCUGGCACCCCAAUGGUGGAACAAGCUCCCCCACGACGCCGGAGUCACUGACCACCUUCUGGAGACACUUGAAACCCUACCUCUUUAAGGAAUACCUGGAAUAGUAUAAAAGUAAUCCUUCUAACCCCCCCCCCCCCCCCCCCAUAAAAAAAAAAAAGGGUUGUCAUAAAGUUGAAUGCACCAAUUUGUAAGUCGCUCUGGAUAAGAGUGACUGCUAAAUGAUGUAAAUGUAAAGUAAUUUUUGUAAUAUUGAGAUGAGUAAAAAUGCUAUGCAAAUUCACAUUCUAAUAUGGCAUUGCUAGUAUGACCCUUGACUUCUCAACCGCCUGGUAGCUCUGUUAUUUCCAAAAUCAUAAAGUUGGGGGGAAAAAAACAAUUGGAAGUUCUUAUGAGUUAGUAAAAGGAAUUUAAAGUUUUUCAAGAAGAGACCGUUAAAGGGUUAACACAGAUUUCUGUCAUCAGUGCCCUGAAGUUUAUCUAUCUUGUUUUAUAGGCUUGAAGAGGAGCAGAAAAUGAUUCUCACCCCUUUUGAGAGGAAUUUGGAUUUCUGGAGACAGCUCUGGAGAGUGAUUGAGAGGAGGUAGGAAUCAGAGCUGCUCUGUCUUUUGAGUGAUUGUCAGCUGUUUGAUGCCUUGUAUGAUGGUGGAAAUGUUGUGACUUUUCCUCUGCAGUGACGUUGUUGUUCAGAUUGUUGAUGCCAGAAACCCAUUGCUAUUUCGUUGCCCUGACCUGGUAAGUAAAGUGCCUAAGGCUGUCACAUCAAACAAUUGAGGCCAAUUUUUCUUGAAUGGGGGAUGACAUUGCCAGGUUGGGGAACCCGCCCCACCAAACUGAUAGUAAGGGAAACAUUGCAGCAUUUCACCCAUUGGUCUUCCUGGUUCCUGUAGGAGUGCUAUGUAAAGGAGGUGUCCCGGUACAAGGUGAACUUGCUGCUGGUGAACAAGGCUGACCUGCUGACCCGGCAGCAGCGGAGGAUUUGGGCCAGAUACUUCCAGAGAGAGGGCCUCCGCGCUGUGUUCUGGUCCGCACUGGUGGAGAACGAGAGGCUGGAGGCAGAGGAGAAGGUGAGGAGGAGGCAGUCACAUUUUUAAUUGGAAGGGCUGGUCUUAGCCUGGUUAAACCUGGUUACUUUUUUGACUGAUGAAAGACAAGUUGCUAGGGUUCUCCUCUUCUGCCCUUGUUCAUUCUACACAGGGAAUGGAAGUGGAGGAGCAGGAGGAUGAAAAGAGCGAAGCAGAGGAUGAAGAGGAGGGAAUGCCAGACAACGACAAUGUGAGCCGAAGACGGGAGGUAGAGGAUAACAAGGAAGAGAGUGAGGAGGAAGAAAAUGAGGAGAGUGAUAUGGAAGAGGAGCAGCAGAGAGGGGAGCAGUUUAAAGACUGCGUAGCAGAGGGAGACUGGCAGACGGCAUCAGAGGGUGAGGAGGUAUCAGAGGGUGAGGAGGUAUCAGAGGGUGAGGAGAUAUCAGAGGGUGAGGAGGCAUCAGAGGGUGAGGAGGCAGACGACGAAGAGAGUAUAGAUGGCUCCACCCACGGCUCCGCCUUCCACAACUCCAGUCGCCUGCUGACCAAAGAUGAGCUGCUGGCCAUAUUUAAGGCUGCUCACGAUGGGCCAACGUUGAAAGAGGGCGAGCUCACAGUGGGGCUGGUGGGUACACACAGAUACACACACUGGAAAUCAAUAGAACAGGUAUUGUGUUUGGAGUGACAUUUGUGGGAGCUCAAUUUCUCCUAUAUACUCUCUGAACAGGUGGGGUAUCCCAAUGUGGGCAAAAGUUCCACCAUCAACACCAUUCUGAGAAAUAAGAAGGUGUCCGUCUCAGUCACGCCUGGGCACACCAAGCACUUUCAGGUAAAGAACGGCUCUCUGAUGUAGCCUGCUGGACCUCUAGAAAUGUGUGCCUUAGUGACGAUACAUUUUUCUUACGGCGUCAAAUAAAGCCUUCAAGUGUGUUUGUGUGUGUUCCAGACGCUGUACGUGGAGCCGGGUCUGUGUCUGUGUGACUGCCCUGGCCUGGUUAUGCCCUCCUUUGUGUCCACUAAAGCUGAGAUGAUCUGCUGUGGGAUCCUGCCCAUCGACCAGAUAAGAGACCAUGUGCCUGCCAUCUCACUCAUAUCCUUCAAUUACCAACCCUACAUACCGCUCAUCUGUUUAGUUAUGGGUGUAGAAGAGAGUAAUAUUUAUUGUCUCAAUCAAUAGAUAAAACUGGAGCAAUCUCUUUUUAAAAUACAUUUGAUUCACGGCUAGAUCUGUUUAAGUUGGACCAAAAUAGAGCUGCACAUUAUGUAAUCAUUUCACAUCAUUUCACUCAGGUAAAGGAGUUUUCAGAUGUUUGAUUGGGUGUUCAGUGUGGUUAAGGCCUUAACAGACUGCUCACGUGUGUCAGACUAUUCCUCGGGAUGUGCUGGAGGGCACCUAUGGCAUCAACAUCAUCCGCCCACGAGAAGACGAGGACCCCGACCGCAUACCCAACUAUGAGGAGCUACUGAUGGCCUAUGGAUGUGAGACUAUAAACCCUGUCCUUAUUCAGUACAGCACAGUGUAGAACAACCGACAUAGCAAAACGUAAGCCAUGUGAUAGUGAUGGAGUCGGAGCAAGCCACUGACACUGUUCUAAUCUGUUCUCUUUCAGACAUGAGGGGCUUCAUGACAACACACGGACAACCUGACCAGUCGAGAUCAGCCCGUUACAUCCUCAAGGAUUACGUCGUUGUAAGUUAACCCUCGUCCUGCCACCAAAUACAUGCUCUUGUUGUACAAUUCUGGUUUAUCAGGCAGGAUAGUCUAAAUAUUUUGUUUAGUCUGUUUACCUAAAUUCAGUAGUGGUAAUGGGAGAGCAGCACCACUAACUGGUUCUUUCUGACCAUCUCCAGGGAAAACUGCUGUACUGCCACCCUCCUCCCCACAUCAGUGCUGCAGACUUCCAGCCCCAGCACAGCAAGUUCCAGUCCGGAGAUGCAGACGGUGAAGACUCCAAGAUAGGCAACAAACCGAGCAAAGUCAAGAGGCACGAGAAUCUGGUCGACAAGAACUUCUUCCAUCAGGUACAGUAGAAGGCAACUCCAUAGAAAUUACAUGAAAAUGCCGAAUUUGGACACAGCUGUCAAGAUAGACACCAAACUCAAGCCAGUCUAGGCAGAUUACCUUACAGCCAUUGGUUGUAGUGAAAUGGGAUAAUUCAGAUACUAACCCCAUUGUUGUCUUUUUUGUUCCAGGAGAAUGUUCGGGCGCUCACCAAGGGGGUUCAGUCUUUCAUGGGUUACAAGGAAGGCAGCAUAGGACAGCGUGAACUGGUAAAUCAGGGGAAACCUGGCUUAGAACAGCCUGUGGGCAAACCCUGGAAGAAGCAUGGCAACAGGAACAAGAAAGAGAAAGUACGCCGACUCACCAAGCACCUGGAUGCCUGAAGAACAUCUAUAAACUGUUAGAAAUCGCUAUUAGUUUGGAUUGGAAUGGAGUGUUAACCCCCAAAGGACUUUCCAAUGCAAAUACACAGGAAUUGGUACUUAGUUGUACGUAGGGACUGGUCAACAACAAUAACCUCUAUUGCAUUUUGCAAUAUGGAGAAACGGGGAUUGGUUGCCUUUUGAUAUCAAACAUUAUUCAGAAUGUUCUGUGUAACUCAUUAUGCAUUGCAGUGACAGUACAUUCCACUAUAGCCACAGCAGAGUUGGGGUCCACUCAAUUCCAGGAAUUUCUGCAAAUUAGGAAUUGAGCCUUACUCUGAACAAGAUGAAAUUAAUUGCUAAGGAGAUCAAUCAGUCAAGAUUUAUUUGGUUAUAGAUGUUUGUUACAUAUACAAGAAGGUGCAGCCUAUUGUACUUUACAGCAGGGCUAUUCAACCAGGGGUCCGCGGGCCCCCUGCAGGGGGUCUGCGAAAAUAUAUUAAAAAGUUGAUUUUUUUUAGAAAUUAAAAAUGUUUUUAUGAAUAUCGCUAG